AUGGACGACGCAGUCUCGCCAAACAGCAGUGUUGGUGGCAUUCCUCUCUUCCAUGUUCACUCUCUUAUCCAUCUUGUGUUCGAACAGCUGGCCUCACUGUCGCAUUUGGCCGAAGCACACAUGGCUCGAUCAUCUCGCCUUCAUGCCCGCCUCCUCUUCACGCUGGACACACUUGACACACUCCAGAUCGCCCACGAAGAAGAACUACGGUCCCAUAUAGCAACUAACAGAGCUUUGAUGGAGGCCCUCGAGCGAUCUACGUGCUUCAUUAAAGAUCUGGAGGCCCAGAAGGACGAUCUCAAGGAUGCAGUACUACGGCUGGUGGACAGGGAUCCCAUCAAUAGUGCACUUCCUACGGUAGCUGAUGAUACUUCUCCAUUGAUCGCUUACGCGUCCAAGCUCCUCUCAUCAGUGAGAACAGCGCUCGAAGCCGAACGUCGGUCCCAUGUCGACACUCGACAAGCCUUGAUGGAAGCACGCACCAAGCUGGCAUUGCGUGAGGCGGAACUAGAGGCCUAUAUCACUCAUGUUGACCACCGACUGUCGACAAGUUCUCCUCUGUCUUCUCAGGAGAACAGGACAUCACCCCUCUCACGCCUGGAAUUAGCAGACACCAUCGAUGCGUCUCACUCCCGUAAUCGAGCGCUUCAAGAGGAAGUGGAUCACAUCAUUGUACGCUUAGAGGACGCGCGUGCCGGUGGUGCUCUCGCGCCGCAAGUACCAACAAUCUCCGAAAUACAGAAGGAAUCUGUUUCGCAUUCGUCUUUACCCCCCGGCAACGAGUUGAGCGUGGCUAAUCGCGGGGUCUAUACUCAGGAAACAAGCAAUCCUGUGGCAAGCGAGCUAAGACGAGAUGUUGAAACUUUUGCUUCGGCUGUCGAUAGCUUCUCCAAGGAGCGUCGCAUGCUGGAGCAGCUGCGACAAGAAAACGCCGCGCCGCACCUUUUCGAAGGUGCAUAUGCAGAAAAAGCACCUGAAUUGCAUCAGACGCCCGUCAGUCUCGCGCGUCGCCUUGAUGCUCUGGAGAAGGCCCAUAUUAGAGCGGAUGCUCGGAAUACCGAGCUGAAACAGCAUAUCCUUUCCUUGCGCAGUCAGCUCGACUCCGUGACGAAACUCAUUUCACGACCAGCUAAUAGCCACGAACGAGAUUUCCGGGAUUGA
Punctularia strigosozonata HHB-11173 SS5 is the source of this 1161-nucleotide messenger RNA. RefSeq lists its product as uncharacterized. Bases 1 to 1161 code for a protein of 386 amino acids. NCBI's taxonomy places the organism in Eukaryota, Fungi, Basidiomycota, Agaricomycetes, Corticiales, Punctulariaceae. The record is from RefSeq and is a predicted model, not a curated record. The transcript is spliced from 6 exons.